CAAGAGAGCUGGUGUGCCGAAGUUGAGAUGCUCUUAGAACAAUCGAGGGAGAAUAAUUAGAUUAGCCUGUGGAUGCUUUCGAAAGUUAGACCGGAGUAAUCUGGUGCAUGAAAGGUUGGUGGUUGCAGAUAGACUUGCGCAUAGCCAUCUGCGAUAAUCGAAGAAGAUAGGCAAUUGUGUCAAUGAGUGGAGCAGAUGUGACUCUUUUACUUGGCUUGCUUGUUCCCAUAGGCAUGAGAUUUCUCAACGGGGAAAAUGAAAGAGUAGCUAACAACCAGCGCCCUUCCCAAACACGACAAUUAGAAAAUAUCUACAUUCUUGUGACCACAAGAUUUGCUUAACGGUUGUUUUUCCAGCAACACCAAGAUGGAAUUCCUAUACACAAGGCAGCAGAUGGAGGGGUACAAGGGGUACAAUGCCAGGGUGAAGAUCGGGAACUGGAGCGAAGACAUGGAGCUUGAAGCGGCCAGAUUGAAGAAUUUCCUGUUGAAGAAGGACAGGGGGGAGCUGAAAAGCACACAGGCAGAGCAGCGGUUCGCGCAUGCGCUGCAGCCAGUUGAGCUAAAGCCCAAGGCGAAUGAUGGCUACGUUCACUUCGGUGACGUCAUCAUGCUCUUCAACCAGGCGACCGACGGGUGCCUGGCAUGCGACCCCCAGGAGAAUCUCUCCGACGAAUCUUUCGCCACGACCUCCACGUGGUACACUGAGCCAUGUGCAAGGAACACGUUCGAGAUCAAGAGGUGGGAGGGGAGGGGAGACAAGAAGGACGCGAUGUUCGACUUCCAGGACGACAUAGUGCAUUUCGGGCAGAAGAUCCAGAUCAAGUGCAACCCGCUCAUCACCGGGGGGGAGAACGCCUUCCUAACGUCCUACCCCAAGACUCCCACGUCCUACUCAAGGUACACGCGGAACCAGGAGGUGGCCAUGAGCCUCAACGGAGGAUGGUCGUCCGUGUGGGAGAUCCAGUACCUGGACCCCCAGUUCAAGAUGGAGAUGGAGGGUCAGGCGGUUCCUACCAACGCCCCUCUUGCUAUCCUGCACUGCAGCACCCACCAGCACUUGGCGUCCAACGUGGUAAAGUACAGGAAUGACUUUGGGACUGAGUACGAGAUGUUCUGCAAGACGUUCAACGACAUCAUGAAGGGGCAGCUGGGCACGAGGGACAGGACGAUGCUGGAAGAGUGCAACCGAUGGUGCUUCGUGUCGAGCAUCCCGUCUGAGGAGGAUGCGAUUGCUCAGGAGCAGGAGCAGGAGGCUGAGAGGCGGGAGGAGGAGGAGGAGGAGAACGCCAACGGCAAUUGAUGCCAAUUUGUGUUGUUGGUGGAAGACCAGAACUGCUGAUGCCCGACAUUAUCCAUCGUUUGUACAGUUGCUUGAGAGAUUUGCUUCCUUUUGGUUAUAUUAGAUUAAACAAGAAAAACUCU
This is a messenger RNA of Guillardia theta CCMP2712, 1424 nucleotides long. RefSeq lists its product as hypothetical. NCBI's taxonomy places the organism in Eukaryota, Cryptophyceae, Pyrenomonadales, Geminigeraceae. The record is from RefSeq and is a predicted model, not a curated record. Bases 367 to 1302 code for a protein of 311 amino acids. The transcript is spliced from 3 exons. Gene Ontology annotation, cellular component: motile cilium. Gene Ontology annotation, biological process: cilium assembly.